UAUUAGCUGUUGAUGUAUUUCGUAACAUUACUUACUAUAUUGUUGCAUCUGUUAUCAGCAGGAUCAAUAAAAUUUCUACCCAUCUGGAGUAUAUAAUCGAACUUCUAGGUGUUAUCGGUCAUUUUCUAGAAGUCAUGAUAUUUCAAAUGGGUAUCAUUGGUACAGCCCCUGUUGAUCGGUCAACUACAUUUGGUAUUAAGCAGCGUAAAGUUGAAGAUUUGGAGAAAGAUGAGAUUAUUUUCCUAGAAGGAGAUCAUAAAAAGAAGAUAAAGCUUCCCUUUCUUACUCUCUAUGAGAUUUUUUCUAGUUGUAACACUUCCAAAAUUCUACAAAUCAAGAUUCUCGAUACUUUGAGCAAUGUAUUAUCUCCAGAUCAAAAUAAACACUUGACAAUUUUGGUGAUUAUGUUCCGAUUAUGGGCAAUUUACCAAAGAGCAAUUGAAAUAGGAUCUAUUGAUCCAUGCAAAU
Molecule: messenger RNA, 468 nt
Organism: Funneliformis caledonium
Lineage: Eukaryota; Fungi; Glomeromycota; Glomeromycetes; Glomerales; Glomeraceae
Source: the annotation of a GenBank genome assembly